Messenger RNA from Rosa rugosa (rugosa rose), 3868 nucleotides. RefSeq names its product inactive leucine-rich repeat receptor-like serine/threonine-protein kinase At1g60630. The transcript has 3 exons. Gene Ontology annotation, molecular function: protein kinase activity; protein binding; ATP binding. Gene Ontology annotation, biological process: protein phosphorylation. The record is from RefSeq and is a predicted model, not a curated record. NCBI's taxonomy places the organism in Eukaryota, Viridiplantae, Streptophyta, Magnoliopsida, Rosales, Rosaceae. Bases 1156 to 3168 code for a protein of 670 amino acids.
UCAUCUCUGACUCCUAGAUCUCCGGCAACAUAGACGGGGGUGAGUCGUCAGACGGAACACGACCACCGGCAAUCACCAUGAUCCACUCAACGCCAGCUGGCAGGAGUAGUUGGCUGCACCAAGAUACACUGGCAUAACGUGAGCUCCUCAACUACACGGUCCACCUUUUCGCCACGUGUCCGAUCUUAUUAAAUCUGGUUCCAGUGAAUUUCUCACCUGUCAUCAGGUGUCAUUUUUCUAGAUUAAAGUGUGUGUGUUAGUCUUGAGGAGUUCAGAUUUUUCUUCAAGUUUGAGCAUCUGGGUUUGAUGUCACUGUUUGAUUCAUCAUUCAUGGAUUCAGAGCCCUGAUGAUGAAUACGAAGCAUGGUACUUGGGGGGAAGGGGAGUGAGUCAAAGUGUUUGGAGUAUUUGGAUCCCAUUGUUUCAAAAGUUUGAGCUUUUGAGCAGCCCGAGAGAGAUAGGAAACUAAAACAAAGAGAAAAAUAGAAAGGGGUUAUUUUUAUUUCUAUUUCUAUUGGUUCAAUAAUGCCUGCAGGCUUAGUAGCAAUAUAGAAAUCAUGGAGAGGAGAAAAGAAAUUUUAUUUCUCGUCUGCAACUUCUGAGGUUCGUUCACGUGAAGCAAAUGUCCGUGAAUGAGUUAGAAACGAGUCCUCCGAGAAAUUUACCCCCCUUUGUUUUGGUGUCUCCAUUUGAAGCUUAGAGCUCUCACCAAUGCAGCUCUCACACCUUAAAUGCUGCUCACUCACUCCUUCAACAGUUCAACUACUUGAAAAACCAUUAUGAGCUACUUUGUCCAAUCAUUUUUGGCUUGAAAAAGCGGUCAAAUGAUGAAGAACAGUGAUGCGUGGAGUCAAAGAUUGGAGCUUGUUCUGAAAAUGACUCCAAAUUGGGAAAUGGUAGAUCUCGAGGAUUUGGGUUUAGAGAGUGAUUGGGGGGUCAAGUAGCACAAAAGGUAGUGUCAAGUAAAGGAUAAAGAUUUGACCUUUUUGUUUCCUAGUUUAAAGAUUCCAUUUAUGUUCUCAAAUUUGAGUUGGGUUUUCCUUUAUGAUCCCGCUCUUUAUGAAACAAAAUCAGCAACCCUACUUCAAACAUUGAAUCUAUUCAAGUUCUUGCUCUGAAAUUACCCAACCCAAAUACAAUCCCACAGAUUCUCAAAUGGAGCAGCAAUACUACUACUCAAGGUACUCAUUGUUCUUCUUGUUCUUAUUCUUCUCUGUGAUUUUACUUCUCCCCUUGGUUCAAGCCGGCGACGCCGAAGCUCUGUUAAGCCUGAAAUCGACACUGGAUCCGACGAACUCGCUGCCGUGGCGGCAAGGAAGCAAUGUGUGUGAGUGGGAAGGUGUUAAAGACUGUAUGAAAGGAAGAGUCACGAAGUUGGUGUUGGAGUACUUAAAUUUGACUGGCACUCUCGACCAGAAAAUCCUGAACCAGCUGGAUCAGCUCCGAGUUCUGAGCUUCAAGGGCAACUCAAUUUCCGGCCAAAUCCCCGACCUCUCCGGCCUCGUCAAUCUCAAGUCCCUCUUCUUGAACGACAACAAUUUCUCCGGCGUUUUCCCCGCGUCCGUUUCGUCCCUCCACCGCUUGAAAGUCCUCGUCCUCGCCGGCAACCACAUCUCCGGCGACAUUCCGGCGUCGCUGCUCAAUCUCCGCCGCCUCUACGUUCUGUAUUUGCAAGACAAUCAGUUCAGCGGCACCAUUCCGCCGCUCAAUCAAACCUCCCUCCGGUUUUUCAAUGUCUCUAACAACCAACUCUCCGGCGAAAUCCCGAUCACGGCGGCGCUCAUUCAGUUCAACGCCUCGUCGUUUUUCGGAAACAUCAAUGUCUGCGGUCUGCAGAUUCACAACAAAUGCCAGAACGGCAUUGCUUUCCCGCCGCUACUCGGGCCAAGCUCUUAUGAUGGUAAACCUACAAAGUCGAAAUCCAAUCGUUCCAAGCUCAUAAAAAUCAUAGCAGCAAGUGUAGGAGGUUUUGUGCUGCUUGUUAUAAGUUUGCUUCUAUUGUUCCUAUUGUGCCGGAAACACAGCCGUCGCAAAGAUGCCGAGAUCAGAAACAAAGGGGCUGUUCACGGCGUUGAGGGGACGGAGACCGGUGGAGGUGGGGAGGGUCCUUCAGGCGGUGGCAGGGGAGGUAAUAACGGUGGAAAGCAAGGGGCGUUUUCGUGGGAGGGUGAUGGACUGGGGAGCCUGGUGUUCUGCGGUCCAGGGGAUGAGCAAAUGAGUUACAGUCUGGAGGAUUUACUGAAGGCUUCGGCUGAGACACUGGGGAGGGGUAGUAUGGGAAGUACGUAUAAAGCUGUGAUGGAGUCUGGGUUUAUUGUGACAGUGAAGAGGCUCAAGGAUGCAAGGUACCCUAGGCUUGAUGAGUUUAGGAGACACAUGGACUUGCUUGGGAAGCUGAGGCACCCUCACUUGGUGCCUCUCAGGGCGUAUUUUCAGGCUAAGGAGGAAAGGUUGCUCGUAUACGAUUACUUCCCUAAUGGCAGCCUCUUCUCGCUCAUUCAUGGUUCAAGAACUUCAGGAGGCGGGAAGCCUCUGCACUGGACAUCAUGUCUUAAAAUAGCCGAGGACUUGGCAAGUGGUGUGCUUUAUAUCCACCAGAAUCCUGGCUUAACCCAUGGAAACUUGAAAUCCUCAAAUGUCUUGUUGGGUUCCGAUUUUGAAUCAUGCUUGACAGAUUAUGGUCUCACUUUAUUCCGAGAUCCUGAUUCACAUGAAGAACCUAGUGCAACUACUCUCUUCUAUCGUGCCCCUGAAUGCCGCGACAUCAGAAAACCAUCCACACAACAAGCAGAUGUAUACAGCUUCGGCGUCCUCCUCUUGGAGCUCCUAACCGGAAAGACUCCCUUCCAAGACCUCGUUCAGGAACAUGGCUCGGACAUUCCAAGCUGGGUCCGUUCAGUUCGCGAGGAAGAGACAGAGUCGGGAGAUGAACCUGUCAGCUCGGGCAAUGAGGCAUCAGAGGAGAAACUUCAGGCGCUUCUUAAUAUCGCAAUGGCUUGUGUUUCGAUUACACCAGAGAACAGACCUACAAUGAGAGAGGUUCUGCGGAUGAUAAGGGAUUCAAGGGCAGAGGCUGUAGUGUCUUCGAAUAACAGCAGUGAUCAUUCACCGGGGAGAUGGUCGGAUACUGUUCAGAGCUUGCCUAGGGAAGGACACCUGAGCAUUUGAUUCAGUAGCUAGCUAGCUAGCUAUAUAUAAUGGCAUGCAUUUGAGUGGUCAUUAGUGAUCGAAUCGAUUAACUUGGCGGCUUGUUAAAGUAAAAUGUAUUCAAUCUGAUUUUUUUGGAUGGAAUUGGAGCGUGAUUGAUUCUUGUACCAGUACUACUAGGCAUUUGUAGAGCUAGGAGGGCGCUCUGGCUGGGUGUAAAGGUUUUUGUGAUUUUCAUUCUUGUUGCAAUAGCUAGUUUGCAUUUUGUAAAAGUAAUUCAAUCAAUGAGGUUUGUAUCACCUUAUAGGUAGAAGUUUUCCAACAAUAUUCACAAGCAUUUUGGAAGCUAACGAUCUUUUUUUUUUUUUCAUUUCUCACUCUACAAUGGGAUAUGGUUCUGCUUUGCCAGACAGAGUUAAAGGUUUGCUUCGAACCACUAGUGGGUAAAUACAGGGAAGAAGAGAAGGCGUAUAAUUACGAAUCAUCCAUGCAUGAUUUUGUAAAUGAAGAUCGAUCUGGCUUUCAUUGUUUUUAUUGUUAUUUCUUGAUAUGUAAUGAAUGUUGUGUCAGUUCAUACCAACUGAUCGAUAGUAUGAUUGAUUUCUUGUCGAGAUUCGAUUGGCAUACUGUUUUUAUUAGAAAAUAAUACUUGUACUUGAUCUUGAAUCUAAUUUUCUUUAUUGGGUUCGUUUGUAGCUGAUUGAUAGCUCUCUUCCAAUCA